UUUCCCUCUGCGGGUCCCGCCCUCCGUCGCGGCGGCGCGGUGCAACCUGGGAUAGGGAGCGAUCUCCGAGCGAGGCAGCAAGAUGGACGCGGGAUUCUUCCGCGGAACAAGUGCGGAACAGGAUAAUCGGUUCAGCAACAAACAGAAGAAACUACUGAAGCAGCUGAAGUUUGCAGAAUGCCUAGAAAAAAAGGUGGACAUGAGCAAAGUAAAUUUGGAAGUUAUAAAGCCUUGGAUAACAAAACGAGUAACGGAAAUCCUUGGGUUUGAAGAUGAUGUUGUGAUUGAGUUUAUAUUCAACCAGCUGGAAGUGAAGAAUCCAGACUCUAAAAUGAUGCAAAUCAACCUGACUGGGUUUUUGAAUGGAAAAAACGCUAGAGAAUUUAUGGGAGAGCUGUGGCCUCUGCUGUUAAGUGCACAAGAAAACAUCGCUGGAAUCCCUUCUGCUUUCCUGGAACUGAAGAAAGAAGAAAUAAAACAGAGACAGAUUGAGCAAGAAAAAUUGGCAUCUAUGAAAAAGCAAGAUGAAGACAAAGAUAAGAGGGAUAAGGAAGAAAAAGAAAGCAGCAGAGAAAAAAGGGAACGGUCUCGAAGUCCGAGAAGACGCAAGUCCAGAUCUCCUUCCCCUAGAAGACGGUCUUCCCCUGUCAGGAGAGAGAGAAAGCGCAGUCAUUCUCGAUCUCCCCGCCACAGAACCAAGAGCCGGAGUCCUUCCCCCGCGCCAGAAAAGAAGGAAAGAACUCCCGAGCUCCCAGAACCUUCAGUGAAAGUCAAAGAACCCUCAGUACAGGAGGCUACUUCUACUAGUGACAUCCUGAAAGUUCCCAAGCCUGAACCUGUACCAGAACCUAAAGAACCUUCUCCAGAAAAAAAUUCCAAAAAGGAAAAGGAGAAGACCAGAGCACGAUCUCGGUCACGUUCCAAAUCAAGGUCACGGACGCGGUCUCGCUCUCCUUCUCACACUCGACCUAGACGGCGCCAUAGAUCCCGAUCAAGAUCAUACUCUCCUAGAAGACGGCCAAGCCCAAGAAGGCGCCCAUCCCCUCGCAGAAGAACUCCUCCAAGACGAAUGCCUCCUCCACCACGGCACAGGAGGAGUAGAUCUCCAGUACGACGAAGACGACGUUCAUCAGCAUCGUUGUCUGGGAGUAGCUCAUCAUCCUCUUCAUCUCGUUCCCGGUCGCCGCCAAAGAAACCUCCUAAGAGGACAUCCAGUCCCCCUCGAAAAACUCGCAGGCUGUCUCCUUCUGCGAGUCCUCCAAGGCGAAGGCACAGGCCAUCCCCUCCGGCAACUCCACCACCAAAAACUCGCCAUUCCCCGACACCCCAGCAGUCAAACCGUACGAGAAAAAGCCGUGUUUCUGUGUCUCCAGGGAGAACUUCAGGUAAAGUGACAAAGCAUAAAGGUACUGAGAAAAGAGAAUCCCCUUCACCAGCACCGAAACCUAGAAAAGUAGAAUUAUCUGAAUCAGAAGAGGACAAAGGCGGCAAAAUGGCCGCAGCAGAUUCUGUGCAGCAGAGACGCCAGUACAGACGGCAGAACCAGCAGUCUUCAUCUGACUCUGGCUCCUCUUCCUCCUCAGAAGAUGAGCGACCCAAAAGAUCCCACGUGAAGAAUGGUGAGGUAGGCCGGCGGCGGAGACAUUCCCCUUCCAGGAGUGCCUCUCCCUCACCACGAAAGCGCCAGAAAGAGACGUCCCCUCGGAUGCAGAUGGGAAAGCGAUGGCAAUCGCCAGUGACCAAAAGUGGUAGACGGAGGAGAAGUCCCUCACCACCACCCACCAGAAGGCGGCGCUCUCCUUCUCCUGCUCCUCCUCCGCGACGGCGCAGGUCUCCUACACCACCACCCCGAAGAAGGACUCCUUCUCCACCUCCACGCCGGCGCUCGCCUUCCCCUCGGAGGUACUCCCCUCCCAUACAGAGGAGAUACACCCCCUCUCCACCUCCCAAGAGAAGGACGGCUUCUCCUCCACCCCCUCCAAAACGGAGGGCGUCGCCAUCUCCACCACCAAAGCGGCGAGUCUCGCAUUCUCCACCUCCCAAACCGAGAAGCUCGCCAGUCACCAAGAGACGCUCGCCUUCGUUGUCAUCCAAGCAUAGGAAAGGCUCUUCCCCAAGCCGCUCCACCCGGGAGGCCCGCUCGCCACAGCCAAACAAACGACACUCGCCUUCCCCUCGGCCUCGAGUUCCUCAGACCUCCAGCCCCCCACCCGCCCGGAGAGCGCCGUCGUCCUCACCCCAAAGAAGGCAGUCUCCAUCUCCAAGUACUAGGCCCAUUAGGAGAGUCUCCCGGACUCCGGAGCCUAAGAAGACAAAAAAGACUGCCUCUCCAAGCCCACAGUCUGUAAGGAGGGUCUCAUCCUCCCGAUCUGUGUCUGGAUCUCCUGAGCCGGCAGCUAAAAAACCUCCAGCACCUCCGUCCCCUGUCCAGUCCCAGUCGCCCUCUACAAACUGGUCACCAGCGGUACCGGUCAAAAAGGCUAAGAGCCCAACACCAAGCCCAUCACCGGCAAGGAAUUCAGAUCAAGAAGGAGGUGGGAAGAAAAAGAAGAAAAAGAAGGACAAGAAACACAAAAAGGAUAAGAAGCACAAGAAGCACAAAAAACACAAGAAGGAGAAGGCGGUGGCGGCGGCGGCUGUCGCGGCUGCUGCUGCCAUCCCCCCUGCAGCCGUCGCUGCUGCCACGACCACCUCAGCACAGGAGGAAGCAGAGGCAGCGCUGGAGCCCAAGAAGGAGACUGAAAGUGAAGCUGAAGAUAACCUUGAUGACCUAGAGAAGCACCUGCGGGAGAAGGCCCUGCGGUCCAUGCGGAAGGCUCAAGUGUCCCCACAGUCCUAGGUGGAAACGUUUGUUAUGAUGUAAAUUUUAUUUGGUUUGUACGCAAUUCAAUUUCAAAAUUGCUAAAAUGUGUUUGAGCUUUAGACUAUAACAUUUGUUGUAAUAAUUGCUAGGUUGAAGUUCACCAUGUAAAAAAAAAAGGGCAUGGAUUUACAUUGCAAAAGGUGUCCACGGUGUAUUAGUGACAUUCUUUCAUUGACAGCUGACAUACAUUCAUUUAGAGUGAAAUAUUUUAAGCCAAAAAAAAAUCUCCUUUUUAAAAAAGGGGGUUUAAAUAUUGUUGGCAUUCUUAUGGUUCCUUUAAAUGCCCCUGGCUAUUUCCAAAGGGGUUCCUCUCACUCUCUUUUUUCUUUUUUUUUUUUUUUCUUUUUUUUCUUUCUUUACCUUUUCUCAUUUGAGUCUCUUACCACCCAUUUAAGUUAUGCUUCCAACCUCAUGGUUUGUAAGCUCGCCCAGAAGUAAGACCACUGUUGAACCACACAAAAGGACAAGUGAGUGUUUUGAUGCCACAAUCUUUCCUGUCGCCUGUGGAGUCUCUGCUGCAGUGAAUCAGGAUUGGAGCUGACAGAAAGCAAAGCCCCGUCGCUUGCCAGGACACUGUGGGUCUCUAUCCAUGUGGAACAAGUUGAUUUGGAACACUGGAAUUUCAUUCUAUUCUGUUCUGGGGUGUUCUUUUUUUGUUUGUUUGUUUUCUUUCUUGUAAAGGCAAUUAACUAGUCCCAGGAAGGAUCCUUCAGUUAUAUAAAAUUUUGUUUUAUGAAAUGUCAUGGCUCCAUCAUAUUUUUGUCUUGUUCUUCCAAUUGGUAUAUUCAGCUUUCAGAGCUCUUGUAUUUGGAAGGCUGGAAGGGCCCGGACUUUGAAAUAGUGUCUUGGUUUCACUUUUUUGUUGUUGUUUGUUUGUUGAUUUUUUUUUAAAACUAAAGCUAUAUAAAGCUUGUGGAUUAAACAGAAUAAAUUUCUAAAUUUAAAAUUA
Lepus europaeus (European hare) is the source of this 3812-nucleotide messenger RNA. RefSeq names its product serine and arginine repetitive matrix 1 (gene SRRM1). NCBI's taxonomy places the organism in Eukaryota, Metazoa, Chordata, Mammalia, Lagomorpha, Leporidae. Gene Ontology annotation, biological process: mRNA processing; regulation of mRNA splicing, via spliceosome. The record is from RefSeq and is a predicted model, not a curated record. The transcript has 18 exons. Gene Ontology annotation, molecular function: RNA binding. The coding region runs from base 83 to 2839 and encodes 918 amino acids. Gene Ontology annotation, cellular component: spliceosomal complex.